Messenger RNA from Aplosporella prunicola CBS 121167, 1191 nucleotides. RefSeq lists its product as uncharacterized. The record is from RefSeq and is a predicted model, not a curated record. Bases 1 to 903 code for a protein of 300 amino acids. The transcript has 2 exons. NCBI's taxonomy places the organism in Eukaryota, Fungi, Ascomycota, Dothideomycetes, Botryosphaeriales, Aplosporellaceae. Gene Ontology annotation, molecular function: RNA-DNA hybrid ribonuclease activity; nucleic acid binding.
AUGUUGGUCCCGUUCAUCCCUCGCCUCACGAUUUUCAGCUCCAAAAUUUCCAAGAUGCUUGAUGCCACCCGCGCUGAGGACGAAGAAUACCGCGCCACUCUAGCUGCUGCUAAAGCUGAAGCUGCUGCGGCAGAGGUCAGACUUGCUAAUUCCACCCCUUUCGGGAGUACCCUUCGUAACGCCAAUCCCCAGACCACCGGUUACGAAGACGGAUUCGUGGGGAAGUGCGUCAUCAACGAUCCGCACACUGCUUUGCGCUUUGCAGAGGAAGAGUACGUCACGCAGCAACUCCCUCCGGAGCGCCUGGUAUACUGGGUCGAUGGAAGCAGCUCGACUAGCAACUCUGUAAUAGGGGACGAGUUCUACUCGUCAUGCGCCCUGGUGUGCAGGGACCUCUCACAAGCGGAACUCGCCUGGGAAUGCAGAUACAAGAUCUUUCCUGGAAAACUGACCUCAGUUGAGGCGGAGUGCGAGGCCGUGCUCAUGACGCUCCACAACGUCGUGGAGCUGUGCCAGGGAUCGACUAAGGAGGACCGUCUGCCUUCCAGCGUCGCCCUGUACUGUGAUUCGCAGAAUGCCAUCACAACGAUAUCUAAAUAUCGCCACUCAAAGACCAUGAUCAUGAGGAGGGAUUUACCAGUGCUUCCUUUUUUGAAAGAAAUUGCCGAACUUUCGCGAGAGUUGAAGGUUGACUUCAACUUGAACCUGGAGCUGCGAUGGAUCAAGAAAAAGACCGUGGCUGGUCACAGGCAUGCUGAUGCCUUGGCUAGGAAGUCAAGGAGGGACGCAGAUUCCGGAGUUCACCUUGUUGGCGAACAAGAUCCUUGUGGUGCGGCGAGUGUCAUGCAUUUCGGUGACAGCAUCAGAUUCUCAAAAAAACCAGCAGCCGGCGACACUAUCUGAAUAUUGGUUGACGGAAACGAAAGACCUCCUCCUUGAGAAGGGUUGUAUAUGGUAAACUUUGAUUUCCAGUUCGAAUAAGCGUCAAACAAACUGAUAGGUUGGCAGAAAUCUUCUCCCUCCAGGCGUUGGUACUAGUUGGCUUUGGCUAGCCAGCGAGGAGUAGUAGGGGAAACCCGAGCUAGAGUGAGGGGCUUCUAUACCUCAGCGUAGCUCCACUAUACCGUUGUCGACGGAUCGAUCGAACUUUCUCUAAGCCAGCCAUCUGUACUUAUCGGCCACCUCUUCUUU